Fusarium odoratissimum NRRL 54006 is the source of this 1389-nucleotide messenger RNA. RefSeq lists its product as uncharacterized. The coding region runs from base 1 to 1389 and encodes 462 amino acids. The transcript has a single exon. NCBI's taxonomy places the organism in Eukaryota, Fungi, Ascomycota, Sordariomycetes, Hypocreales, Nectriaceae. The record is from RefSeq and is a predicted model, not a curated record.
AUGGGCCUCGUUUACGCCAGGGCAAAGGUGGUGAUAUCAGCGACAGCAUCUAAGAACUCACAGGGCGGCUGCUACAAACCCAAAGAUCUCUUUCCUUACGACUGCGUCCUAUGUAGCAACUGGAACUCUUCACUCGUCGUUCGCACGUUGACUCCAUAUCCCGAUUUGGUCCAGCUCUUCCACGAUAAGGUAGAUCGUUCGUUCCUGGCUACGAGAGGUUGGACUUUUCAAGAAAGGUUCCUCGCUAGCAGGAUUGUGCACUUCUGUUCAGGACUGAUGAUGUUUGAGUGCAACACAUUGACUACCUCUGAGUGUCAUAGGGAAGAAGAAUAUCCCCUUAAUACCCAGUUUAGCCAGGAUGGUACUUUGAACGCACCAACAGUCUCCCAUCCAGGCCCUGAACCACCCAGACAGCUCUGCAAUACGACAAUCGUGAGACAUGCUGGGUCUUCUACAAGACCUAUCACACGCCCAGCCAAGAACACGGUUAAGAAAAGUUGGUCCGCAAACCCCAAGCAUCGAGCAUGGACCAGCAAGAAACGGCGCUAUGAUGCACAGGUAUCGUCUAUAAGGGCCAAUGCCGCUAGACUGAGUAUUCGGGGGGCUUUCAGCUUUCUUUGGUCGUUCAGGGGACAGAAUAUGCAGGAGAAGGCAGAAUUCCACCUGCGGUGGUAUGAGAUGGUGACGAGCUACUCGGUUCGCAACCUGACGAAUGAUGGCGACAAAAUAAUGGCCAUUGCCGGCGUUGCCUACUUUAUCCAACAGAGCACGGGUUUCAAGUACGCCGCUGGCCUCUGGGACGAGACAUUACCCUUUAAUCUCCUCUGGGUGGUAGACUCUGGAGCCAAGAGGCGACCAUCUGGCCGGUCUGUUCCCACAUGGUCUUGGGCAUCGGUUGAUGGCAAGAUCUCACAUCGUCUACAGAAGGCUAGCCCAACUCCAGAGCCUAGCUCUGUGGUCAGCAUAACGGUCGAAGAUAGCAGCGUUUCCGAAUCAUGGGAGCAUAUCGAGUACCUGAUAUCGAACCACAAGAUUCAAGCUACACAUACGGUCAACGGCAUGGCCCAUAAUGCUAAGCUUAACCUGUCUUGUAAACUUCUCACGUUUGAUCCCAAGACAAUGGACUACGUGUACGAUGCACUGGAGCACCAUCAGCAGGACGAGAUAAGAUGUCUGCCUGUUCUCGAGUUGAUCAACGAGAGGGUUGGUCUGCGGAUUCGGACGCCGCAAAUUCAUGGAAUCCUGGCACGAGCUACGGCAGGCAAUUUAAGCGAGGGGGAGGAUACAUGGGUUCAAUAUACAAGAGUGGGAUACUUCUGCACGGAAAAAACCAACAUUCACCUCAAGGAGAUGGACAACGAGGGGCAACGGUUAAUUGAACUCGUUUAG